This is a messenger RNA of Syngnathus acus (greater pipefish), 6717 nucleotides long. Its product is annotated as adhesion G protein-coupled receptor L2-like. The transcript has 23 exons. NCBI's taxonomy places the organism in Eukaryota, Metazoa, Chordata, Actinopteri, Syngnathiformes, Syngnathidae. Gene Ontology annotation, biological process: adenylate cyclase-activating G protein-coupled receptor signaling pathway; cell surface receptor signaling pathway; brain development. Gene Ontology annotation, cellular component: neuron projection; membrane. The coding region runs from base 623 to 5077 and encodes 1484 amino acids. The record is from RefSeq and is a predicted model, not a curated record. Gene Ontology annotation, molecular function: G protein-coupled receptor activity; carbohydrate binding.
CGUCUUGACAGCGUUCGAGUUGUGUGGAUGCGACAUGCGCGUGGUGGCGUGAAACUAAAUCCCGGAGCUCAGCGAGGAGCUCAUCUCAACACGACCCGGCUUGUGUGCCGCCGUCGGGCUUUAAAUACUCUCCAGACCCACUUUGUCACGAUCUGCACGGGACUUUUUUUUUUUUUUUUUCUCAAUUCAUCUCCCCACUCCAACCGUUCUCUUUUUAAACGGUGCUCGCGGGGCUUUACUUUUGAACCCCCCCCCCGUUCCUCUCCUCGCAUAUGGAGCUAUUCGUCCCGACUUGGAUGUAUCGACGUGUGCGGGAGCGUCUACCCGCCGCCGCCUGUCCGCUGUGAGGCCACCCGAACAUGCAGCCGAGCUGAGUCCGUUUUUGUGUGACCCGAAGCUCAGUUUGUGGGGGCCUCCUCCUUUGAACCAGGCCAGCCGAGUUGAAAGGGAGCAGGGUGUCGAUCUGAAAUUUCCACUCCUUCAUCCUUCUGCCACAAUGCGAAGAUGACUGGUGAUGCUUUGCAGAGCACCACCACCCGUCGUUGACUUUGCUCCAGCUUCCUGAUCCCGUUUCGGAAAACGCAAAUUUUAUUGGACGGCUUGCCCAAGGGGGGGGGACACAAUGGCCUCUUCGCCGUGGAAGCGUCCGGCCUUUUCAUGCCUUCUGCUUCUUCUCUACUGCUGUCACUGUUCACAAGGAUUCAGCCGCGCCGCCCUGCCCUUCGGCCUGGUCCGGCGAGAGCUAUCAUGCGAGGGCUACGCCAUCGACCUGCGCUGCCCCGGCAGCGACGUCAUCAUGAUCGAGACGGCCAACUACGGGCGGACAGACGACAAGAUCUGCGACGCUGACCCGUUCCAGAUGGAGAACGUCAACUGCUACCUCCCCGACGCCUACAAGAUUAUAUCACAAAGGUGCAACAACCGUACGCAGUGUGUGGUUGUCACUGGCUCCGAUGUCUUUCCCGAUCCAUGCCCCGGCACCUACAAGUACUUAGAGGUCCAGUAUGAGUGUGUUCCCUAUAAAGUGGAGCAAAAAGUCUUCAUUUGUCCCGGGACGCUGAAAGGCAUCGGCGACGCCACCUUCUUGUACGAGGCGGAGCAGCAAGCGGGGUCGUGGUGCAAAGACCCGCUGCAAGCCGGCGACAAGGUCUUCUUCAUGCCCUGGACGCCGUAUCGCACGGACACUCUCAUCGAGUACGCCUCCCUGGAGGACUUCCAAAACAAUCGGCAGACCACCACGUAUAAAUUGCCCCACCGGGUGGACGGCACGGGUUUCGUGGCCUACGACGGCGCCAUCUUCUUCAACAAAGAGCGCACCCGAAAUAUCGUCAAGUUCGACCUGCGCACGCGGAUCAAAAGCGGCGAGGCCAUCGUCAACAACGCCAACUACCACGACACGUCGCCGUACCGCUGGGGCGGCAAGACAGAUAUCGACCUGGCGGUGGACGAGAGGGGCCUGUGGGUCAUCUACGCCACGGAGCAGAACAACGGGCGCAUUGUGGUGAGCCAGCUCAACCCGUACACGCUUCGCUUUGAGUCCACGUGGGACACGGCCUACGACAAGCGCUCGGCCUCCAACGCCUUCAUGGCGUGCGGCGUGCUCCACGUGGUGCGCUCCACCUACGAGGAGGGCGAAAACGACGGCGCAGCGAGCCAGAUCGACUACAUCUACAACACCAAGCUGAGCCAAGGCGAGUACACGGACAUCGGGUUCCCCAACCAGUACCAGUACAUCACGGCCGUGGAUUACAACCCCAGGGACAACCAGCUCUACGUGUGGAAUAACUUUUACAUCCUCCGCUACGAUCUCGACUUCACACCGCCGGAUCCCGUUGAAGUGGCACCAGUUGGCGUCUCUUUGCCGCCACCAAGAACAACCACCGUCAUGGCAGCCACAGCGGCGCCCACCGCAAAAAAACAAGGUGACCCCUCAGCGGGCGGAGGAGCGGACCCGAGGGACGGCAGGGAUCCGUUCGAGGACACCCGAGGGUCGUCGACGGCAGAGCCCAUCUUGCCGGAGCUGCCGCCCACGCCCAUACGCUUCUGCGAGGCCGUCCAGCAGCGGGCCAUCGACUGGCCCCAGACCCACAUGGGAUCCACCGUGGAGAGGCCCUGCCCUAAAGGCACCAGAGGCGUCGCCUCCUUCCUGUGCACAGUGGCAGGGAGCUGGUGCUCCAAGGGCCCGGAUCUCAGCAACUGCACUUCCCACUGGGUGACUCAAGUAGCACAAAAGAUCCGAAGCGGCGAGAACGCAGCCAACCUAGCCAAUGAGCUGGCAUUCAACACGCGUGGCCCCGUCUUCGCUGGUGAUGUCAGUUCCUCUGUGCGCCUCAUGGAGCAGCUGGUGGACAUCCUGGACGCUCAGCUGCAGGAGCUCAGGCCCAGCGAGAAGGACUCGGCAGGACGCAGCUUCAACAAGCUUCAAAAGCGGGAGAAGACAUGCAGGGCGUACAUGAAGGCCAUCGUGGACACGGUGAACAAUCUCCUGAAGCCCGAGGCUCUGAAGUCGUGGCGCGACAUGAACACCACAGAGCAAACGCACGUCGCCACUAUGAUGCUGGACACCCUGGAGGAAGGAGCCUUCGUCUUUGCCGAGAACCUCAUCGAGCCGUCCAUCGUCAAAGUGCCCGCCGAGAACAUCGUGAUGGAUGUGUACGUGGUGAGCACAGACGGCCAGGUGCAGGACUUCAGGUUCCCACAGACCAGCAGGGGCGGAUCCACUCUCCAGCUCUCCUCCAACACGGUCAAAGUCAACAGUAAAAAUGGUGUGGCCAAGCUGGUCUUUGUGCUGUACAAACACCUGGGUCAGUUCCUCAGCACGGAGAACGCCACGCUGCGGGGCCUCGGGGACGGCGGCGCGCAUAACCUCUCGCUCACGGUCAACUCCCACAUCCUCUCCGCCUCCAUCACCAAGGAGUCCAGCCGCGUGUUUGUGGCCGACCCCGUGAUCUUCACGCUGGAGCACCUGGACAAGGAGAACUACUACAAUCCCAACUGUUCCUUCUGGAAUUAUUCCGAGCGGAGCAUGAUGGGAUACUGGUCCACUCAGGGCUGCAAGUUGCUGGACACUAACAAGAGUCACACCACGUGCUCCUGCAACCACCUCACCAACUUUGCCAUCCUCAUGGCCCACCGGGGGAAUGUGAGCAAAGGGAGCGUCCACGAACUCCUCCUCACCGUCAUCACUCGGAUGGGCAUCGCCGUGUCGCUGGUGUGCCUGGCCAUCAGCCUGUACACCUUCUGCUUCUUCAAGGGCCUGCAGAGCGACCACAACACCAUCCACAAGAACCUCUGCCUCAACCUCUUUGUCGGCGAGCUCAUCUUCCUGGUGGGCAUCAACAUGACCGAACCCAAGCUGGUGUGCUCCAUCAUCGCCGGCGUCCUGCACUUUUGUUUCCUGGCGGCCUUCGCCUGGAUGUGUUUGGAGGGCGUGGAGCUGCACCUAAUGCUGGUGGAGGUGUUUGAGAGCGAGUUCUCACGCCGCAAGUACUACUACCUGGCCGGCUACCUUUUCCCGGCGGCCGUGGUGGGCUUCUCGGCGGCCGUCGACUACCGCAGAUACGGCACGCCGCGAGCGUGCUGGCUGCGGGUGGACAACCAUUUCCUCUCAAGCUUCGUCGGCCCAGUUACUUUCUUAAUCGUGGUCAACGUCCUCUUCCUGGUGGUGACCAUGUACAAGAUGGUGAAGAAAUCCACCUCCAUUCCACCCGAUUCCUCCAGGCUGGGGGGGAUCAGGUCCUGGGUGUUGGGAACGUUUGUCCUGCUUUGUCUUUUGGGCCUGACGUGGUCCUUUGGCCUGUUUUUCCUCAACGAGUCCUCAGUGGUGAUGGCGUACCUCUUCACCAUCUUCAACACCCUUCAAGGAAUGUUCAUCUUCAUCUUCCACUGCCUCCUGCAGAAGAAGGUCCGCAAAGAGUACAGCAAAUGUUUCCGUCAAUCUCGAUGCUGCGGCGCCCUGCCGCCCAAGGGCCCCCACAGCUCGGUAAAGACGGCCACGUCUCGGACCACGGCGCGCUACUCUUCCGCUACCCAGAGCCGCAUCAGGCGCAUGUGGAACGACACGGUGAGGAAGCAGUCGGAGUCCUCCUUCAUCUCGGGAGACAUAAACAGCACUUCCACCCUCAACCAGGGCAUGACGGGCAACUACCUCCUCACUAACCCCCUCCUCCGUACCCACGACAUUAACCCUUAUAACAACCUGCUGGCAGAGACGGUGGUGUGCAACACUCCUUCUCCACCGACCUUUCACUCUCCAGGACAGCAGUCUCUGAGCAACAGCAGGGACAUCAGCGCCAUGGACACCCUCCCCCUCAACGGCAACUUCAACAACAGCUACUCCCUGCGAGAGGACGACUAUGAAACCGUUGGCGUGCGCGCCCCCCCGCCCGACAUGAGGGGGCUCAACCUGGACGACGUCGCCUUUGAGAAGAUGAUCAUAUCCGAGAUCGUGCACAACAACCUGCGGCCUCGCGUUGUCCCGAGAGGCCGCGGCGACGUCCAGCGGAACACGACCCCGCCGCUGGUCCCGCAGACCAGGGCGGCCGUGGACCGAGGCGGAAGCGGCAGCGAGGACGACGCCAUCGAGGUGGAUCACGUCGAGGCGUCGUCCCCGCAGAGAGGAAUCGGGCGGGAAGGCCACGCACCCUUGGAGGUUCUCCUGCACCACCACCACAAGGAGGCCCUCGAGGCCCCGCUCUUGCCCCAGAGGACUCACUCCCUGCUCUACAAUGCCCAGAAGGCUCCCAGGCAGCUGGAGGGCCAGGUGGAGACCUCCGCGCCAGGUGAGGACGCGAGCAAUAACAACAGAGACUCGCUCUACACCAGCAUGCCCAACCUGAGGGACUCGCCCUCCGCUUCACCGUACCCGCCCGAGGAGGAGGACGAGGACGAGCUCUCCCCCUCCACCCGGAGCGACGGCGAGGACGCGUACCAUAAAAGCAUGCCCGAGCUCGCCGACGCACCCCCGCUGUCCUACUACCACAUAAACCGAGCGCCCAGUGACGGCUUUGUCCCCCCGCCGCCCGCCACCCAAGAGGGGGACGGCGACGGACAGAUGCAGAUCAUCACCAGCCUCUGAGCUCAAACCCCGAGUGGGCAGGUCUUAUCAGUUGAUGUCAGGUGAGCUGCAGAGUCCGGCUCCGCACUCCUCAAGCGCCCCGGGAAGCUGAGACGUUGUCGGGGUGGGUAAAGGAAUGAGUCGCUGACAUUUUUCUUGUUUGCACAUGGAACUCGUUGACACUCGAGAAGUUCUUCUGAGGCCUAAACGUGAACUGUGAACACCUCGCUGACAGACUAUGGAGAUGCACAGACACCAAUUUGGCAACUCUUGCAAGAUUGUUUUUUUCAGUUACAGACCACACACAUAAAAAAAAAAAGUUUGCUCUUACUGUGUGCGGUGUGUGCCGAUAAUCACGACACAGGACACCACGCACAUCAAGCUUCUGCUCCACCACACGAUCUACAACCUGGUCCUCCAAGACAGAAACGUUGCAAGAUCCAUCGUGAUGGGCGGAUGUUCAUGUUCUCAAGAAAGACCUGCGCUGGAAACUACGUCUGGCGAACCUGUUUUAUACAAAAUGUGACAUCUUGUUUGUUUUUAUUUGUGGAUGCUUCCUUGUUCCUCAGUCAGGGUAUUUCUCGGUUGGCUACAUUCCGUUCCACGUCACAGUUCAAGGAGUCAUGACUCAGGAGUAGUUGGCUUUCAUAAACCAGGCUCUUUCCAGACCAGUGGUUCUUAACCUGGGUUCGAUCGAACCCAAGUCGGUCUCAGGGGUUCGGCAGAGCCUCCACUGCGGGGGUCCGAACACACAUUUAUCGUGUAAAAUCGUGAUAAUGCAUAUCUGAACUGGUCUCGCAAAGGCACACUGAUUUGCAGGUAUGUCAUUUGUUGAGUUCAUGCAUUGUGUUGGUUUUGUUCUUUGAAUAAGGUGAUGAUCAUGCAAGGCUCAUUUUGUGCACCAGUAAAAAAAACAUCUAUGUCUUGAAUUUGAUUUUUUUUUUUUUUUUAAUUUUUGGCUAAAGAGGGGUUCUGUGAAUGCGCAAGUUCGGUACUUCCAACAAGGUUAAGAACCACUGUUCUAGACAAACUCCACAGUUGCGAUUGUAAAGUAAUGAACCCACUAAUUCCGACUCAGGCCUUACUAUAUUUUCUCUAUUGCACAAUUAACUUGUCAAAGUAACAGCUGAAGAAUUUAUAUUUUGCUGUACCACUCGUGUAAAAGAUAGGAAAAUGUUUUAAAAAAGUAGUUAAAAAAAAAAAAGGCAACCAUUCAUAAGUUAACCCCUCUUUCAUGUUAAUAGAUGUCUUCAUGUAGGGUUAAUAAAAACAGAGAAAAUGUGCUUUUAUUGCCUCUCACACUUGACCUGUUGUAUGAUCAAAUAUGUUUUAAAAGAAGAAGAAGAAAAAAAAACAGUAUUUGGGGAGAGAUUUGAAUCCAUACGCUCACGUCUCUGCUUGUGAAGUGCUUUUGCUUUCAUGGACAACUCUGAAGGAAAUGUGUCACCCAGACUUUUUGUUUGUGGACACUUAUCUUUCUUUAACGCUUGUUAAUUUAUUAAUGGAACUAUUUGUUUGAAAAAAAAAAAAAAAAUUCAAAGGUUGUUGCGGCACUGAUUAGAUUCAUGUUAUUUCUUUUGUAAGAGCCCUUUGUCAGCUGAUAUUUAAUUCAACUCCUGUUUGAUAUCAAUUAAAUGUGAAUUUUUUUUCUUGUUCACAAA